Messenger RNA from Drosophila kikkawai, 2995 nucleotides. RefSeq names its product Trehalose-6-phosphate synthase 1 (gene Tps1). Gene Ontology annotation, biological process: trehalose biosynthetic process. Gene Ontology annotation, cellular component: alpha,alpha-trehalose-phosphate synthase complex (UDP-forming); cytosol. The record is from RefSeq and is a predicted model, not a curated record. Lineage: Eukaryota; Metazoa; Arthropoda; Insecta; Diptera; Drosophilidae. Gene Ontology annotation, molecular function: trehalose-phosphatase activity.
UGGUUUAGUGCUUGUCUAUUUUCGGCAGGGUACGGAGCUGCUGGCUCUCGCGACCAACAAACCAACUCCCUAACCCAACACAGCCAGGAAAACGGAUUUCCAAGCCCUCUGUAGCAGCAGAAAUACGACCUGUCCGCGAAUUGCAUCUGAGCGCCAGAAGCGAUAAGAAGACAGCCAGCGGCAUUGGCUCGGGCAGUUGCUCUUGAUUCUUCGACCGAAUUUGAAUCUGAGUUUGGGUUCGGCAGCAACCCACCGCUCUCUCUCUUUGGAACACAAAGGCUCGCAGAGGAGGCUCAGUGAUAAAUCUGGGUCCAACGCAGACAGGUGUCUAACCUCCACAUCUGCGAGAAUUCGCAUCGGCAUUGGCCAAAAAUAAUGUGCUAACUUUGAUUGCACCCUCCACGAGCAGACUUUGAUCAGUGCAGCACCAGCUACUUUUCAUUAGAAAUCCUAUAAACCAAAGAUUGCAAUGCCCGACACGGAGAUCAUUGUGACCAAUGCGGGUGAGCCGUCCACCAAGGCGAGCCUAAUCGUGGUGUCGAAUCGACUGCCCUUCGUACUCAUCCGGAAUGCAAAAACCCAGGAGCUGGAGCGCAGGGCCAGCGCUGGUGGCCUCGUGACUGCCGUCUGUCCGGUGGUGAUCAAGGGUAGCGGUCUCUGGGUGGGCUGGUCGGGUAUCCAUUUGGAGGACCCCAAUGAGGCCAUUCCCGAGUCCAAUCCCAAUGAUCAGACCCCCACGGCCGGCCUCAAGUCCGAUCAGGUGGUGUCCGUGAACAUCAAUGCCAAGAUCUUCGACAGUUACUACAAUGGCUGCUGCAACAAGAUCUUUUGGCCCCUGUUCCACUCGAUGCCGGGACGGGCUAACUUUGGAGGCGAGCAUUGGCACGACUACGUGACCGUCAACAAGCACUUUGCCGUGCGCACCAUCGAGGCGCUGGAAAAGUGCCUGGCCAAGAACGAGGGCAGUGACAAGAGCCCGCCCAUUGUGUGGAUCCACGACUACCACCUCAUGCUGGCCGCCAACUGGGUGCGCGAGCACGCAGAGGAGAAGAACCUGCCCUGUCGGCUGGCUUUCUUCCUGCACAUCCCCUUCCCACCGUGGGACAUCUUUCGCCUGCUGCCUUGGUCCGAUGAGAUCCUGCAGGGAAUGCUGGGCUGCGAUCUGGUGGGCUUCCACAUCCAGGACUACUGCCUCAACUUCGUGGAUUGUUGCCAGCGGAAUCUCGGUUGCCGCGUGGACAGGAACAACCUGCUCGUGGAGCACGGCGGUCGCACAGUGCGCAUCCGCCCGCUGCCCAUCGGGAUUCCAUAUGAGCGCUUCGUGAACCUGGCCACGACCGCACCCAAGGUGCUAAAGACAUCCAAGAUGCAGAUCAUCCUGGGGGUGGACCGACUGGACUACACUAAGGGCCUUGUCCAUCGCCUGAUGGCCUUCGAGGCGCUGCUGCUCAAGUAUCCGCAGCACAAGGAGAAGGUGAGCCUUUUGCAGAUCUCGGUGCCGUCGCGAACAGAUGUGAAGGAGUACCGGGAGCUGAAAGAGGAGGUGGACCAGCUGGUGGGUCGAAUCAACGGCCGGUUUACCACCGCCAACUGGGCGCCCAUUCGCUAUAUCUACGACUAUGUCAGUCAGGAUGAGUUGGCUGCGCUGUACCGGGAUGCGGCAGUGUGCCUGGUCACUCCGCUUCGCGACGGCAUGAACCUGGUGGCCAAGGAGUUUGUGGCCUGCCAGAUCAACGAGGUGCCUGGCGUCCUGGUCAUCUCACCCUUCGCAGGAGCCGGCGAGAUGAUGCACGAGGCACUGCUCUGCAAUCCGUAUGAGGUGAACGAGGCUGCCGAGGUGAUCCACCGGGCGCUGACCAUGCCAGAAGAUGAGCGCGUACUCCGGAUGGCCCGUCUGCGCCGGCGUGAGGCCGAGUGCGACGUGAGCCACUGGAUGCGUUGCUUCCUGAAGGCGGUAGGCGCUUUGGAAAUGGACGACGUGGGCACCACCAUCAUGCAGCCCGUGUCCGUGGAUGAUUUCGAUGACUACUUACUCAAAUACAUCGGCUACAACCACAAGCUGGCUCUGCUGCUGGACUACGACGGCACCCUGGCCCCCAUCGCCCCGCAUCCGGACCUGGCCACGCUCUCGCCGGAGAUCAAGAAUGUGCUGUACAAGCUGUCCAAUCACUCGGAUGUAUAUGUGGCGGUCAUCUCGGGCCGAAACGUGGACAAUGUGAAGAAGAUGGUUGGCAUCGAGGGCAUAACCUAUGCGGGCAACCAUGGCCUGGAGAUUCUCCAUCCGGACGGAAGCAAGUUCGUCCAUCCCAUGCCCAUUGAGUACGAAAAGAAGGUCAGCGAUCUGCUCAAGGCGCUGCAGGACUCUGUUUGCCGUGACGGUGCCUGGGUGGAGAACAAGGGGGCGUUGUUGACAUUCCACUACCGUGAGACGCCGAAUCACCUGCGCGGCGCGAUGGUGGACAAGGCGCGCUCCCUGAUCGAAAAGUACGGCUUCCGGGCUACUGAGGCGCAUUGCGCUCUGGAGGCCCGUCCGCCGGUGCAGUGGAACAAGGGACGCGCCUCGAUCUACAUCCUGCGCACGUCCUUUGGCGUGGACUGGAACGAGCGCAUCAAGAUUAUCUAUGUGGGCGACGAUCUAACUGACGAAGACGCCAUGGUGGCUCUCAAAGGAAUGGCGCGUACGUUCCGUGUGACAUCCUCGGACAUUGUGAAAACCGCCGCCGAUCACCGGCUGCCGUCCACAGACUCAGUGUACACGCUUCUAAAAUGGGUGGAACGACAUUUCAUGGGACGCAAGGCGCGUGCCAAUUCACUGACCUACAGGCCCACCAAGGGCGACGGUGUCCAGAUGCAGAUGUCCCUGGAGGUGGCCUCCUCGGCGAACAAUCUGGAGGUGUGAGCCCACGCCCCUAUAUAUGCAUUCGCAGCCGCGUAACUCAGAUAACUUGUAAGAUUUUUAAGAAUAAAGAAAACAGUAAAUCGUAGCUUAAACAAA